Messenger RNA from Stylonychia lemnae, 3171 nucleotides. Lineage: Eukaryota; Ciliophora; Spirotrichea; Sporadotrichida; Oxytrichidae. The record is from the annotation of a GenBank genome assembly.
AUGAGACUAUAAAUGGCAAUGAAAGUAAAUAGUAGAUUGAGCAACAAUGGAGGUGGACUUUUGAUUUAGCAAUAACAGCAGUAGCUCUCUAAUUUCAAUCAAAAUCAGCAAUAAACCAAUCAGCAAAAUUAAGUGAGCACACCUUCUAAUAAUUCAGGACUUUUUCUGCCUCCUAUGAUUAAUACCGGAUAAACCACUCUCACUCCUCUUUCGCAGACUCAAGAGCAUAUGGGAGUUUCAGGUCAAAACAAAAUUGGCAAACCGCUGAAGACAGGUGGAAGUCGAAAUACACCGUUAAAUGGAUAGAGUCAACAAUCAAACGGACAAGGAGGGCCAGCAACAUAGUCAGCUGCGAACCAAAACAGACUUCAAACAGGUGAUGGAAGCUAGAAUAUCAAUAAAUAUUAAGCUCCUGCAGGAGGAUAAAAUUUCUUAUAUAACACAAAUAAAGAUAUCAAUAGUAUAAACUAGUAAACAGCACAGCAUGGCUAGGCGAAUGUGCAAAACAGUGAAGGUAAAGCUAAUGGUGCCUUCCAGUAAAAAGAUAUGAAAUAGAAUAUCCCUAUCCAAUAAAAUGGGCUAAGGCCAGUCUCAAACAACAAAAUUAAAAGUUUCUCAAGCAAAGUAUCCGUAAAUCAUAGUCCGACAACAUCAAUCUUUAAUAGCAAUUUAAUUGGAUCCCCGAAUCACGCCUAAGGACAAAUACUAUCAUAGACACCAGUUAUCAUCAAUUCUCCUUUAAACUCUCUAAGUCCUUAACCACAAAAUAUUAUGGAUAUAAAUACUUUGCUAUUUGGGAAUGCCCCACCACCAGAUCCUUACACUGUAUAAUUGCCUAACUUUGAGCCAACAAAAUGCUCAGUUCGAAAGAAUGGCGUUAUUAGUGGAUAUUCAGCAAAUACCAACUAAGGCAUCAUUAGAGACUAUAAUGAGGAUCGAGUUUCUAUCAUUUUAAAUAUAAUGAAGCCACCAAGUAAAAAAUGUGAUAAUUGGCCCAAGUGUGCAUUCUUUGGCAUAUUCGAUGGCCAUGGAGGUUACUCAUGUGCAGAUUUCCUGAGGGAUAAUUUGCAUUAAUUUAUCAUAAGAGAUCAUGAAUUCCCAGACAAUCCUCGAUAGGCUAUAAUUAAUGGCUUUAGGAAUGCAGAAACCUAUUUCAUAGAUGCUGUUGAAAAAUACUCAAAUGGAAACAUUAACCUCUUAGAUAAAAGUGGCUCAUGUGCUAUUACAAGCUUAUUUGUUGAUGAUAUAUGUUAUAUUGCAAACGUUGGAGAUAGCAGAGCUUUAAUGUCAUUAGAUGGUGGUAAUUUCAUCGGCUUAUUAUCUAAUGACCAUAAACCAAAUGAUGAUGCAGAAUAGAAAAGAAUCACUGAGGCUGGUGGAAAGAUUUAUCAAACUUAAACUAUUGCAAGAUUACCAGGAAAUGGAAUGAUAUCACCAUCUGGAUUUUAAAACAAAUCUAUGGCAGGACAGGACUAAGUUAUUUUGGGACCUUUCAGAGUUCUACCAGGAAGACUCUCAGUUUCUAGAACUUUUGGAGAUAUAGAGGCGAAAAAACCGAAAUAUGGAGGUAAUCCGAAAGUAAUCGUAGCUGACCCUGAAAUAAGAGCGUUCAAGGUUUAAUCUAAUUAUGAUUACAUUCUCUUAGCAUGUGAUGGAGUGUUUGAUAAGUUAGAUAAUAGAUAAGUCAUUGAUGCAGCCUGGGAUGCAGCAAGGAAAAACUUCAAGCAAUCAACUCAAUCAAUUCAUUCUAUUUGUGGAUAGAGUGUAGAAUUGGUGUUGAAAGCAGCUGUUGCUAGUAGAACCUUAGAUAAUAUAACAGCUGUAAUAGUCUCAUUCAAAAAUUUCAGGAAAACACUUAAGAAUGACCUGAUUAACUAGGGUCAAAAUAAAAUAUAACUUAGCGAGGAAAGAUUCAGACCGUAAUCAUUGAACUAACAUCUUUUCUUGCCAAAUAUAGAUAUUACCUCAGAGGAAAUUGAAAGGCCUCAAAACUUUGCGAAAUCCCAUGUAACUCUAGAAAAUUCUCCAUCAUAAAAUCAAGUGUCUGCAAAUAAAAAUAUAUAAAACAUGAUAAAUGGAGGUAACUUUAAUAUGUCUGGGAGAUUAAAUUCUGGUUAAAAAAGUACAACUAAUCAAGAUUAGUCAGCGAAGAAGGUUGAAUAAAAGAUGAAUUAUUAUAGCAAUUAAAACAGUCUAGCCAGUAAAGCUAGCACUAUCCAGUAGUAGUCAAUUGAGGAAGCAAGAAAUUCUGACUCAGAAGAAGAUAAUGAAUAAUCUCAAGCAAAGUCAGGAACUCAUUCAGCUAAGUAGUCGAAUUUAAGUGAAAACUUUGAGUAAAACCGAAAAACAAUUUCAUAGCAUAAUAAUCAUGUGAAUCUAAAUGGACAAAGUCUAUCUAGGUCAAAGCCUAAGAAGAUAUUUAGAGGUAGUUCCUAGGAGGGAAACGGGUUCAUAAAAAAAUAUACUCCUACUGCUGAUAGUGAAAACCGAAUGAGAAGCAUAUUAAGUAAUCCAUCAUCCCCAAACAACCCACAGAGUAGUCUACAGCCCUUAAGAAUUGCAAGUGACAGAUAUGAAUACAAUCAAAAUAUAAUGAGCGGGUAGACUGAGCUUUAUGGAGGAAGUGUUACGCCAUAAGAGGGAUUUUAGGGUGCAUUUAGUCCAAUAAAUAAUGGAGGCAUUUAGCUGUAAAAUCCACCAUCAGCAUCAAAGUAAAGCUCUAAAUGGGGAAGUAUUGGUAAUUCUGUAGUUCAAAAUAAAUUCAAAAAUAAGCCAGCACUUGUUGGAUCAGAUAUUUAGAGCAUAUCAAUGCAUUCUACUCCACGAAUUAACAAUGGCUUAAAUUUAGUGGGUACAAAGCCAAAACUGAACCUGAAUUAACUACCUAGCACUCAACUAUCAUCUCCUACGAAUAUUAUGACACCUCCAAACGAGUAAUUGCAAAGCCAAAGUCAGCGUAGGAAAAAGCAAAAGAGCAUUUUAAAUGGCGGCUCUUAAUAACUUGAGGAACAGCAAUUCGAAUAGUAGAAUCUUUAACAGUAGAGAUAUGCAAAUAUUCUGAGUAAAAACAGGGCUCGAAGAAUGAAUAAAUUUUCAAGUACCGCAACUGGUGAUGGGGAAGUUAUUAAUGAUGAACAUGCUACUAAUAACAAUACCAAAUAAGUAAUGUGA